AUGGAGCACCGCGCCGUGAGCAAAGCGCGCAUUGAAUGGCUUAAGAAGCUGCUUCGUGCGCCGCUCCGAUCGAAAGAAGAGCAUGCACGCACGCAAGCUGCCCUGGAACGCACGUUCUUCUUCCUCUCGGCGACUGGCGGAUCCGACUGGCUGCAGCAGGAAUGGGAUGGUCGAGUGGAAGCCAUGGUCAAUGUGAUGCACGCGCGAGCACUGAGAAUCAUGGACACAUACCUUGCCUCGCCGCCUCUCCAGGAGUCCACAUCGCCGGCAUCGGCACCUUAUUCUGCUGCCGCAGACCAUGCCCCAAAAGUCGAUGCACGCCCUCGAGAGACCGACCACCGCGAGCAACGUGACCGCGUGCGCACUAUCAUCAAGAGAAAUCAUACUGGUCCACAGCGCCUCUCGACUUCUCCUCAAGCCAACGGUACCGGCAGCAACCGAAGCGCAUCCAUCAGAAUCAAAAUCUUGGAGCACAAUCAGAAGCGCCAUCGCCCUGAUGACGAUCUGUCACCAAGCAAGCGCAUUUGCGUCCCUCUUGAAACGCCAAUCUCACAACCCACAGAUGUCGCUUCUACAUUAGUCACGUACCCGCCGCCAUCGACGCCCCUAUGCCGUCGGCCUCGACCUCUGGCUUUGCCAGGCACCGCCGGCUCUUUCCUUUCGAGAUCGACCGCUGCUCCGACAGGCCCGCCUUCAUCGACGGUGCAGAAUGGAACCGCACAGUCACCCUCCUCAACGCCGAUUCACAUCUUUACUCAGAUCUGCAAGUCCCAGCUAAAUGGUUACAUCGAUCAUUGCGCAGACGCGCCGGUGAUGCACCGAUGUGGAAAGCCGAUUCACCUGUGCAAGGUCUGGUGGACACAUGAGCGGGGCAAUGGCCCAGCAUGUCCGUCUGGACAGGGCCGUGGUAGAACGCAUCUGGACAACCACGGAGGGAAGGUCAUACACGAGCGAGUGACCUGCAAAGACGUCUUGAAGGGAAAAAUCUGUCCGAAGAUCAACGGUGGGUGUGAAUUUGCACACGAUCACGAGGGUUAUCGUCGCCAAAUCAAGAACGAGAAGCCGUCCAAGUGA
Zymoseptoria tritici IPO323 is the source of this 1074-nucleotide messenger RNA. RefSeq lists its product as uncharacterized. The record is from RefSeq and is a predicted model, not a curated record. The transcript has 2 exons. NCBI's taxonomy places the organism in Eukaryota, Fungi, Ascomycota, Dothideomycetes, Mycosphaerellales, Mycosphaerellaceae. Bases 1 to 1074 code for a protein of 357 amino acids.